CCCCGAUGACGAGUGUUUGUGCCGGAAAAGUGACUUGUUGUGUGAGGGCAUCGGGAGGCCAAUGUGAUAAGGCAAAUUUAAAUGAGUCAUAAAUCAGGUGAUAAAAAAAAGAAGCUAACGCUUAUCUGGAAUUUUACAGCUGAAAAUAAUCUAAGUGUGAUAGAAGCCACAGAAACAUUCAGUUUGGUUGGGCUGGAUCCACAGGGCAGAGAAUUCCAGGAGAAAAUAUUUCCUAAAAAAUAUAAAUACAAUUUUCCAGUAAACUUUGAGAGUUUUGGCUAUAAAAUAAGAUUACACAUUUAUGAUAAGAGCAAUGUAAAUAAUUUAAGACAGAAAGAGUCUGACAUCACUGGAUGCUGAUUGCUGAGUUUUCCUAGAAGUUACAGAGUGCUGCAUACAGCCAGAGGCUCCUCCCCCUUUAUAAUCAUGUGAUAGCAGUCAAACAGGCCGACAGAGGACACCCCCAGAAGACUGAAACUUGUUCUCAAGCUGACAGAACUUCCUUAGAAGCUGAGGCUCCGUUUGUCAGAGGGACGUACUGAUGGCGGGAGAAACGCUGCUGGAAAUGUGGUCGAGGAGAGACGCAGAGAAGAGAACCGGCGGGACUGAAGAGACGCAGAAGAGAAUCUCCCAUUCCAUCGAAGAGAUCCUCAGGAGGCCCACCUGCCCCACGAAAGAGUCUGGAGGUCAUCGAAGCUGGUCUGUUAUCAAAGAAAACAACAGGCCCGACUCAUGCACAGGAACUCCUCAAAUCCAAAGGGAAACAUCUCCCAAAUCCAGCGCCGACUGUAAGACAGGUCAGAUGAAGAAGAGGCAAACCAGAGUCACUUUCACCCCCGUUCAGGUGCAGGAGCUGGAGGCCGUGUUCCUCCAGAACCACUACCCGGACGUCAACACCAGAGACGAGCUGGCCUCCCGCCUGCAGCUCACCGAAGGCCGCAUACAGAUUUGGUUCCAGAACCGCAGAGCCAAAUGGAGAAAGACGGAAACGUUGAGGGAGCUGGAGCUGAUCACCAGGCAGCAUUUCCCUUCAUCAAACCCUCACCUGCUUCCCCAGGACCCGCUGGCCCGGGUGUGCUGGCCGCCGUGCUGCUUACCCAAACCCGUAGAACCGAGGCUGUUCUUCACGUCCACGAGCGCCCGCUCGCCGGGUCACAUGACCCUCCACCUCAACAUGCUGGGGACAGAACGAUAGCACAAAUCUGACAUGCUAACAGUCCUGUAAUUAUUAUUAUUUGGCUUUAAUUGUGAAGAUAUGUUACAUUCUGUGUGUUUGGAUGAAUAUGAAGAGGAUUUUUGUAUUUAUUAUUUAAAAAAAUCAUUUUUGUUUUGAGAAAUUAAAGAUUCCUAUAUUCUGCUG
This is a messenger RNA of Oryzias melastigma (Indian medaka), 1360 nucleotides long. Its product is annotated as intestine-specific homeobox. Gene Ontology annotation, molecular function: DNA-binding transcription factor activity, RNA polymerase II-specific; RNA polymerase II transcription regulatory region sequence-specific DNA binding. NCBI's taxonomy places the organism in Eukaryota, Metazoa, Chordata, Actinopteri, Beloniformes, Adrianichthyidae. The coding region runs from base 542 to 1195 and encodes 217 amino acids. The record is from RefSeq and is a predicted model, not a curated record. The transcript has 4 exons. Gene Ontology annotation, biological process: regulation of transcription by RNA polymerase II.